AUCACGUUCAUUUCACUGCUGCACUACAGCUCCACCAGUAGACUACAACUCCCAUGGUGCCAUGGCGUAAACCAGGACGUACUGCAUCAUGUGCUUGGUUUGUCACAAGUGACGUACAGCCGAGAUCAGGACAGCAUGGCGAGUAAAGAUCCCGGAAAUUUUUUGCAGCAGCUGAGGCAGAUUGCUGGCAGGAUGGGGUCUGGCCCUCGAGGGGCUGGGCUGGGCUUGAAGCUGCUUAUCGGAGCUGGAGCCCUUGCCUACGGGGUCAAAGAAGCCACAUACACAGUGGAGGGUGGCCAGAGAGCCAUUAUCUUCAACAGAAUUGGAGGGAUGCAGAUGGAUACUGUGCUUGCAGAAGGAUUGCACUUCAGGAUACCGUGGUUCCAGUACCCCAUCAUUUAUGAUAUUCGAGCCAGGCCAAGGAAGAUUUCAUCCCUCACUGGAAGCAAAGAUCUUCAGAUGGUGAACAUAGGUCUUCGUGUGCUCUCUCGGCCCAGUGCCUCCAGCUUGCCAGUCAUGUACCAGCAGUUGGGGAAAGACUAUGACGAGCGUGUGCUUCCUUCCAUCGUCAACGAGGUGCUCAAGAGUGUGGUGGCCAAGUUCAAUGCCUCUCAACUGAUCACACAGAGAGCCCAGGUGUCACUACUCAUAAGGAGAGAUCUAUUCGAGAGAGCUAAGGACUUUAACAUCAUCCUGGAUGACGUGGCCAUAACAGAGCUCAGCUUCAGCAAAGAGUACACCGCUGCUGUGGAGGCCAAACAAGUUGCCCAGCAGGAGGCCCAGAGGGCUCAGUUCUAUGUAGAGAAGGCCAAACAGGACCAGAGACAGAAAAUUAUCCAGGCUGAGGGUGAAGCUGAGGCUGCUAAACUGUUGGGUAAAGCGGUUACGAAGAACCCUGGAUACCUAAAACUUAGACGCAUCAGAGCAGCCCAAAAUAUCGCCAAAACGGUGGCAACUUCUCAGAACAAGGUGUACCUGAGUGCAGACAGCCUUGUUUUGAACCUCCAGGACAACUACUUUGACAAGCUGUCACUGGGGAAAUGAGAAGCAUCAUCCAUGAAGAACAUAUGCAUUCCAUAUGUAAGCAGUGUUUGCUGAGCGACUAUAUUUAUGUCCUCUUCCUAAACAUGACUAUGAGCAGAGCCUCUCUCACUGUAUUGUUCUGCUCGGGCUCAGAUAACACAAGGGUCUGGCAACCUUAGAUUCACUCAUACAUAAAUAUCCAUUUAUACACAGUUGUUCAUCAUUCAGCAGGUCUUUUGGACUGUUUUCUGGUAAAUUAAGCUCAAGAAUUGAAAUUUUGACAUCAGGUGGUUUUAGUUACUAAUGGUGAUUAGAAAAAAUAUACAUGACAAACAAUAAAUGGUCACUUAUUCAUUUAUUCAUAAAGGUCACAAUGAAGACUCAAAAAUAAGUUGCUGAUCAGGGCCAAUCAGUUAAAUAGUUGCCCCAGGUUUAUUAUUAUUAUACCCAUUUACCAUCUGUACAUUUCAUACUGUUGGAUUUUACUUUAUAAAGCGUUUGUUGACUGAUAGACUUGCAGCAAUUUUGAUUAAAUAAUGUGUUUUCAGGACUAUUUGUGGGGGAUAUUUAUUUCUUUGGAAAUAUUGACUAUUACAACAGAAUUGUUAUAUAUUAAAAAUUAUAUCAGCAUAA
This is a messenger RNA of Ctenopharyngodon idella (grass carp), 1656 nucleotides long. RefSeq names its product prohibitin 2a (gene phb2a). The record is from RefSeq and is a predicted model, not a curated record. Bases 136 to 1044 code for a protein of 302 amino acids. The transcript is spliced from 10 exons. Gene Ontology annotation, cellular component: mitochondrion; membrane. Gene Ontology annotation, biological process: mitochondrion organization. Lineage: Eukaryota; Metazoa; Chordata; Actinopteri; Cypriniformes; Xenocyprididae.